GUCGGCGCAGCCUGGCGGCCGGGUGUGUGCGCACGUCGCGAGCGAGCCAGCCACAGAGCCAUGCCGUGCUCCGCCAUCACGCUCUCGCUGGCCACCGUUGCCGGUGUGGUGGCCGUCACCCUGCUCGGCAUCGCGUUCGGCACCGACAACUGGGUGUACAUCCGCGUCGACCGGAAGCAAAUCCAGGAGGACAUGGCCAGCGGCGUGGGUACGCUGUCGGCGGCGGACCAGGAGCGGUUCGAGUCGGAGGCCAUCUACCGGUCGCGCACCCAGGGCCUCUUCAGGACCUGCUUCCCAGAGAGCCGCCCCAAAGGAGUGGACCUGUACCUGAGUCCGGUGGAGACGUACUGCGAAAACAUCAACUACUACAUCCCCGACGAGGAGAACUUGACCAAGACUUUCUCCGAGGAGCUGAUGGCCCGACUGCACAUGGCACGCUCGAUGAUAGCGCUGUUCAUUGUGGCAUUCUUCUUCAUCUUUGUCGCCUUCUGGACGGGAGUGGUCGGCUGCUGGCGCCGCUCAGCGGGCAACAUCGGAACUACAGCUGCCCUCAUGUUGUUUGCCUGCCUCUUCUCGGCUGGCGCCAUGGGGCUGUGGCACGGAGUGCAGUACUUCGAGCAGAAGAAGCUGAACGAGGAGCCGUACUACCGCAGUUGGCCCCCGCUGCUGCAGCGAUACAGCGUGGCCGUGUUUGAUUGGUCGUACUUUAUCGCCUGGGUCGGGGUCGGAUGGGUGCUGAUCUCGGCGCUGCUCUUCGUGGGCGCUUCCAUCUGCCUCAAACGCGAGAGCUACAGCGAGAAGCGCAAGAACCUGCCGUACAUCAUGCCCGUGUACCCGACAAAGUCGUCCAACGGCGGCUACGGCCCCGGCUACGGCUACAACACCUACAACUACCCUGGCCCGUACUACGGCUCACAGUACGGCGGCUACAACUACUAACCUGGGUCGACGCCUCCUGUCGUCACUAGCGCCGCCUAUCGUCGGCCGAUGAACUUACAGUGUCCAGUGUUGCCGUGCAUUCGCCCGGCGCUCGCGUGGCAUCUCGGCCGGGGCGAGCCAGGCAACUCGGGAUAGCCCUGCAAUGCUAGUGAUGCGCCAGUGCUCGUCUGAGACGGCACUCGCUUACGUCAUCGCCAUCGGAUGCGUUCUGAGCCUGCGCUUAGCUAUAGCGUUGUAUGACCUUCGCCUAACACAAGUCUGAUGCGAACUGACAAGACCUGUGUACAUGAUGUCUAUGAUCUGUCGGAUCGCUCUUCAGUCAUUGUUUCCGCAGGCGCAUCGCGCAUGCCGGAGCCAUUGCAUUGUAGCCCAUCUGCCCCCGGGCACGGUGGUCGAUUCUCCGCGAUGUCUGUUUGAUAUGUGUGCCCUUCUCGUGCAGCUAAGGCAUCAGACGCCUCGACCCAGUGUAGAUUCUGCACGCGGUGUGCAGUCGGGACGAGAUGUUGCUUGCCGUUCUCCGGCCCUUCCAAAGGCUGAGAGUUUUGUCACGCCUCGUUUCCAGCCAUGGAAAAUGUGUGCUCUAUAUCGCAUUUCACAAAACAACACCGAAUGGCUCGGGAUCGCCGAGACAUCGCCGGUCAGUGAGAGUCGCUGAGGGUCAGUGAGGGUCACUGAGGGUCAGUGAGGGUCACUGGGGGUCAGUGAGGGUCACUCCGCGAGACUUCCAUGUGGAAGCCUUCCGGGGGCCCUGUACACGAGUUCCGCUGUUGACCUCCUAACCGCCUGACCCGUCUCGUCGCCCGCGUCCCGCUCUCAGAUCCGCCUGUUCCGACUUGUAUGUUUACCUAUGCAGACAAUCGAUGUUCUCCUGUUUCAAAUGUAGCGCAGCAACUUACUGGUGUUCCGUUGUCAAUAUGUCGCGCAUUCUACUUAUGAAGAAGCGUUUUAGUUGUAAAGGUUAGGCCGACGCGCGGCCGCUCCCAGCAGUAAUUUACUGCCGCCGCGCCGCAGCAGUAAAUGCCAGUGAUGCAGGUUUCACAUCGACAUUCAGUGUGUGUUGUAUUUUUGUGAGCGCGUCUCGCCGGUCGCGCCGGCCGAGAGCCCCCGAUCAGUAUCUCCGUCCAGUGUGCAUGUGCUCCGGGGCUCCCCAGACGAGCUGGGCGCCUCGGCUGGUGUGCUCGCAUGCCUGGGACGUCGUCUGUCUGUGGAGCACCCUCUGACGGCGUGUCGGUGCCCCGCGGCUUGACCUGACCUCGGUCGGUCGGUCAGCACACCUCAGCUGACGCGCCAGCUGACCUCGGCCAGCGCGCGUCGGCGACGGCGGUUGACCUGGGGUCGGCGGACGCGCCAGCCUUUCCCCGAGUGGUCAGUAGGGUGCUGCGGGUGCCGACCUCUGUCAGGGAGGGAGAUCGCUCCGAAUGCAGGUGUGCGCGAGCGACCGCGUGAAUUAGAACAUUCUGAAUGGUGGAGCGCAUGCGAGAAUUACAUAGGAUAAGCCAGAUGUUCAAUGCCUGAUUGUUGCGAUGAUCGUGCGUGACCAUCGUUAAGAAUGUACAGAUUUACGUUGCUAACACUGGAAAUAUCGACCAGGAGGUGCAGUGACAUCUCUGCCCGCAUUGCACGUGUAAAUGGUGUAUUCGUUUACAAAGCGCAAAAAUAAACCAAGCGCCUUCGUCAA
Molecule: messenger RNA, 2617 nt
Organism: Pollicipes pollicipes
Lineage: Eukaryota; Metazoa; Arthropoda; Thecostraca; Pollicipedomorpha; Pollicipedidae
Product: voltage-dependent calcium channel gamma-5 subunit
Exons: 7
Coding region: 61-939 (292 amino acids)
Cellular component (GO): membrane
Source: RefSeq, a predicted model, not a curated record